This is a messenger RNA of Pangasianodon hypophthalmus (striped catfish), 2411 nucleotides long. RefSeq names its product transmembrane protein 198. Bases 404 to 1423 code for a protein of 339 amino acids. Lineage: Eukaryota; Metazoa; Chordata; Actinopteri; Siluriformes; Pangasiidae. The record is from RefSeq and is a predicted model, not a curated record. The transcript has 5 exons. Gene Ontology annotation, cellular component: plasma membrane.
UUGUGUGUGUGUGUGUGUGUGGAGCAGAUGGCCACGCGCUGAUGUCAGAAGUUGUCAGAUGGUGAGGGUUUCUGUGACGCGGGUUUAAAUGUGAAAGCUGUUGUCUGUGUUGACCGUUAGAGCCAUUUGUUCCUCCAUCCAAGAUCUUUUCAUAAUCCUCUACACUUGCUUGGGGAAGGAAAAAAAAGUUUAUAACUCGUGCCGUAACUCGACUUGUAUGUGGACUGCGUUUCAGGGUGCUUUGGCUCUCCAGAUGUGCAUUUGGACUAAGGAUUAUAAGGCUACAUGUAAUGAACAAUAUAAAAAUGCAUUUCCUGUAGAGAUGUACAAGGAUGACAUGUACACAUUUCCCGUGCGAGGCUAAUUCUCCAUUUUGGAUCAGGCUGUGAGCUCUUGAGCCAGAAUGGCAGACCCCUCUAUGUUGGUGACAGAGGGGGUGAUGCCCACGCUGGCAUCAACACACAGCUGUGUUCUGGAGGUCAGGAAGAAGUAUGAGGUCAUUCCUUCAGUAGCCUGCACUGUGUGCUUUAUACUGGGGAUUGUCUACUGCUUCUGUGGGUACCGCUGUUUUAAAUUAGUGAUGUUCCUGUCUGGGAUGGCGUUCGGGACUGGCAUAGGCUACCUGCUAUGUCUCCGGGAGCAGCUGCUGGACUCGCCGCUGGACGCAGAGACACGGGCAGGCAUCUCUCUAGGCAUUGGCUUACUGGGAGGAUUGGUGAGCAUACUGGUGCGAUGUGUGGGUCUGUUCCUCACUGGUCUCCACCUGGGCCUGCUGCUGUCCAUCACCGCUCUGCUGGCAGUGGGACAGUAUUACCCCAUCCUCAGUCCUGUUUGGGUGCCUGCAGGAACAGUACUUGGAAUCAGCGUAUUCUUCGCUGUGCUGACACUCUGCUGGCAGAGAAGCAUGACCAUGGCGGCUACGGCAACGCUUGGUGCUGCCAUCAUCAUGACAUGUGUGGAUUACUGCAUGGAGACACCAAUGUUGGUGUGGAGGGCAUAUGUGGGGCUGCAGAGGAACCAAGACAAGGUGCUGUGCUGGUACAGCUGGGUGAUGUUGGGCAUCUGGCCUGUGGUCGCAGCUCUGGGAAACCUGGUGCAGCGUAAAUUCACUGCCAAAGGAACGUCACACUCUGAAGUGAUAGUGAGUGGCAAACAAAAGCAACUGCAGCUGUUGAGGAUCAGACAGUUGGACGCACGCCGGCGUCCAGAGGGAAAAUAUCGCCGCAGACCUCCACCUCUCAAACGAUACGCAGGAGACGUGCUCGCUCCGAGCUACUUGGCGAACCUGCGCGAGAGGCAGAUGAGCACGGGCUCGUCUGUGAGCAGUCUGAGCACCGUCUACCACACCAUGAUCGACUUUGACUUUGAGUCAGGAUCCAUGGUGCCUCUCACAACCUCCUCACCUGCAGUGAUCAGGGUGUGAAUGACUCAGAAACAUGCAUGCACACACACACACUUGGGAAGAGAGUUCAAUGGAGUUCAGUGCUAGCUGAGGUAAACAGACUUGGAUGAGUGCUCCAGAGAGACUGUGUGUUGACUACGUGGACUCUGGGUUGACUAAUAAAACUCUGUGGAGUCUACUGAACACUGAACACUGGAUCUUCUCAGGACUUCCGGGUGCAUGACGGUUAAAAGUAGAAAUACUCUAAAACUCUAAACUCUAACUCAUUACUUUAACACAACCCUUUUAGCAAUAAAUAAUAGAAGGCACUGAUUUGCAUUCAGCUUUAAAAGUCAGAUAUGAAACAAAAAAUUCUGACUGAUCAUGCCUACUCCCACAGUUAUUUUUGUCAGUAUCAACCCACAGUAUUUUCUAAUGAAUUUAAUUUAUUCUAUUUCCCCAAAAUAUAAAGAAAUUAAUGAUUUAAACCACAACGAGCCUGACCAGGAUAAAGCAAUACCUAAAGAUGAAUGAAUGAAUGCAGUAAACAUGUAGUGUACUGCAACACACACACUCCCCUGUUAAUCUACGUGGCCUUUCUCUGUGCUGCAAGCUUCAUAUCUGACUGCCUGCUCCCACCUGCAUGAGAGUAAAAACCUGUUUGCUGUUUGGUUUCCAAAUGCAUAUAGUUAAACAAAAUGAUGAGGGACAUGAAAAAUGGAAAAAUGUAUGGAUUAAACACUGCAUUAGGGUGUAAGAACACUAAUCCUAACUCUAACAGGAUCUUAGCAUGCAUUCACUAUCAAACCAGCGCACAUUAUAUCUCUGACCUCAGCUGUGGAUAAGGUGCUUUAUGAUCGCAUUUAUUUGCUCUCUAUCUCACUCUCUCUCUCUCUCUCUCUCUCUCUCUCUCUCUCUUGGGAACUGGUUAAAUUUACACAACUGCAUCCCCUAGGGAUAGUAUUCAUAUACAGUAUGUAAUACAUUAGAACAAUUUGUUUGACACACAAAUAAAACAGUGUUAUUCAUA